This is a messenger RNA of Drosophila subobscura, 2216 nucleotides long. RefSeq names its product protein SHQ1 homolog. The record is from RefSeq and is a predicted model, not a curated record. Bases 100 to 2034 code for a protein of 644 amino acids. NCBI's taxonomy places the organism in Eukaryota, Metazoa, Arthropoda, Insecta, Diptera, Drosophilidae. Gene Ontology annotation, cellular component: cytoplasm; nucleoplasm. The transcript has 3 exons. Gene Ontology annotation, biological process: box H/ACA snoRNP assembly.
UUUUAAGUUCUCGUAUACGGGCAGACUGGUCAUUAAAAUAAAUAAAAUUACACUAAAAAACAGUAGUUAAAACGUAGUUAAACGCUUUAAAAUAAAAAGAUGUUAUAUGGACAGAUCACACACAGCUAUCAGGAGAACACGUGCACCCUUGUGAUACCACACCCCCAUGCCAGGGAGAAGCCAUUCCACUCGCCCACACCAGCAGCAGCAGCAGCACCAGCAGAGGCUGAAGCAGCAGAAGCAGAGCCUGGGCGCGGGGUCGUGGUUGCCUUGGCACAGGGGGGUGAGGGGUGUGGAUCGGAGGAAUUACAUGUGGAUCGCAUAAGGAAUUGCGAUAUAUUCAUUGACUCGCAUGAUUUGUACUUUUAUGCCGAUGUCAAGCUGUACAAAUUCCACAGCCGACGCACAUUUGAUUUGCGAGAGCUGAAAACACUGCUGAUAAAAUUCAAUCCAGAGGAUAAUCAUUACCAGCUAUGCCUACGCUGCCUGCCGCCUGCCACAGCGGCCACCACUCGAGAUGGUUCAUCAGGAGGAGGGGGAGGAGGCGGAGCCUCCUCUAGCAUUGGCGACGCCCCGAAACCAAAGACCGUGCGCAAGGAGUACAUUGCCACCUUCUUGCGGCUGCCCACAAUGGGAGAUGCCAUGUAUCUGCCAGACAAAGAGCCCCUUGUUCAGGAAUGGAAACUCAAACGCAUCACCGAUCAGUGCCAAUUGCAGCUCGAGGGAAGCGAGCGUAUCUACAAGUUAACAAAUCAUUUUGGCUAUGGCUAUGCCAGCAAAUACAAUGGACCGCCGGAUAUUAGCGAUGUGGAUAAAUCCACUUGCCGUGUAUUGGAGCCCCAUCGCCUUAGCCCCAUUCAGCGUCGGCAGGAUCGUGUUGUCGAUGAAAUGAAACGCUUUUCGCGCGAUCAAUACAAAAUGAACUUUGUGGAGCUACAGGUUCCGUCCGGGCAUCAGAAUCCCCUGCGCUUCAAGCCCAAAAUCUUCGAAACUUCCAUGACCCAAGAUCAGGCCCAUCUGCUGCACAACCUCAGUCGAGAGGCGUUGCAGAAACAGCAGAAGGACGAGGAGCCAGCUGAUCAAGAUAGCCCCUUGGAGAGGCUCAGGCAAAAGGAGAUCGACUGCGGCCUGAUUAGCAUUAUGCUGGCCAUUUGCUACGAUGUGCGGACCACCAAUAACGAUCCCACCUGCGAGUCGGCCUGGACGCGCAGCAUUCUGUGCCCUCUGUUCUGCUACUACGAGCAGUUUGACAACUACAGGGAUGUCCUGGUGGCCUUCCUACGCCGUGCCAUAACCUAUCCGCUGUUCCGUAACUUUGAGCUCGGUCGCCAGUGUGUGCGAGAUGCCAUCGAGGUGCUGAAGGGCGGCAGGAACUGGCUGAUUAAUCAGCUUUUGCUGACGCACCAGCAGUUCGCCAGCGGUGAGCCGUGCCGCGAGAGCUUCAACACUCACUACCUGGAGGACUACAUACGCUAUGUGACCAAUCCAAAUGUGUGCAGCGAUGAGCAUUUGCGUCUGCUGGCCCGCAAUGUGAAGAAUGUGCUGAUGGAUGUGACCAAGAAGCACCUGAAUCUGGGCGUCACCGAAAUAGAGACUGAAUUGAUCCAGGAGCUGAUGCAGGAGAUGCGUCUGACCGCCGGCGGGGAGUCACCAUCGCUGCAGCAGGGACAGAGCGGCGAUGAUGACAUGGAUCUGGACAACGAUACGUCCGGGCAGGAGGAUGAGACAACGACUGAUGAUGAUAGUGUCAUAACCGAUUCAUUCGACAGCAUGGACAUGGACAUGCGUUUGAUUGAGAAUGAGGCGGUCUAUGUGCCGGACGACGACAACGAUGACGACGACGACGAGGACGAUGAUGAGGAUGACGAGGAUGAUGAUGAUGAUGAUGAAGAAGGCGGUGUGGAUGAUGAUAAUGAGGACACUGCCUCAUCGACCACAACCAGCAGCGAGGCGGAGGGUAACAGCGUCAUCGAACAGUGCAGCAACAGCGAGACGGCUGCCAGCAAUAGCAUCAGCACCACCAGCACCAAGUAGACACAUGUCCUGCAUUCUUCAUCCUGCAUCCCCCACGAAGCGAAACGCAACCCCACACAACACACACACAACCAACUUAAUGUCAAAGAAAGGAGGCUAAACAGUGAUUACUUUUACCAUUUAAAAAACAUAAAAGCAAAAUACAAAAUAGAAAGAAACAAAGCAAAGAAAUACUGUAAAAA